This is a messenger RNA of Melanotaenia boesemani (Boeseman's rainbowfish), 5747 nucleotides long. RefSeq names its product dynamin 1a (gene dnm1a). Gene Ontology annotation, cellular component: cytoplasm; membrane; microtubule. NCBI's taxonomy places the organism in Eukaryota, Metazoa, Chordata, Actinopteri, Atheriniformes, Melanotaeniidae. The coding region runs from base 276 to 2822 and encodes 848 amino acids. Gene Ontology annotation, molecular function: GTPase activity; microtubule binding; GTP binding. The record is from RefSeq and is a predicted model, not a curated record. The transcript is spliced from 23 exons.
UACAAGAGAUCAUCCUUAUUCUCCUCCCCCCCCUGUGGUGCUCAGAGAAGUGUGUUGGAGAGAUAUGGUGUGAGAGAGUCCUAGUCCUUUCUGUGGUGAUCUAAUUUACCAACCAAGCGCCGUGAAUGAGGGAGUAAACCGAAAAGUGAAGCGACGUGUGCGAAAAAAAGUCGCCCUGUAACGCACGAGUGUGGCGCACAGGGAGGAAGACGAGGACAAAUAGAUAAACCAGUCUGUUCUGACAAGGAAAGGACAGUCCUUCUUGCACUGCAAACAUGGGGAACCGGGGGAUGGAGGAUUUGAUUCCUCUGGUGAACCGCAUGCAGGAUGCUUUCUCUGCCAUCGGACAAAACGCAAACCUGGACCUGCCGCAGAUCGCCGUGGUGGGCGGCCAGAGCGCAGGGAAGAGCUCGGUACUGGAGAACUUCGUUGGGAAGGAUUUCCUUCCUCGUGGCUCUGGCAUUGUGACCCGUCGUCCUCUGGUUCUGCAGCUGAUGAACUGCCCUACAGAAUAUGCUGAGUUCCUCCACUGUAAGGGCAAAAAGUUCAUAGAUUUUGAUGAGGUCCGGCAGGAGAUUGAGGCAGAGACUGACCGGAUCACCGGAGCAAAUAAGGGCAUCUCCCCUGUACCCAUUAACCUGCGUGUCUAUUCUCCUCAUGUGUUGAACCUAACCCUGGUGGACCUGCCUGGAAUGACUAAGGUGCCUGUGGGCGAUCAACCUACAGACAUCGAGUUCCAGAUCAAAGACAUGUUGAUGCAGUUUGUAACCAAGGAGAACUGCCUGAUGCUGGCCGUGUCUCCGGCCAACUCAGAUCUGGCCAACUCUGACGCUUUAAAGAUUGCCAAAGAGGUCGACCCUCAGGGUAUGAGGACCAUUGGAGUGAUCACCAAGCUGGACCUGAUGGAUGAGGGUACGGAUGCUAAAGACAUCCUGGAGAACAAGCUGCUUCCACUCAGGAGGGGUUACAUCGGGGUGGUGAACAGAAGCCAGAAGGACAUAGAUGGAAGGAAGGACAUUAAUGCUGCUAUAGCUGCUGAGAGAAAGUUCUUCCUCUCCCACCCUGCGUACAGACACCUGGCUGAUCGUAUGGGCACACCCUACCUCCAGAAAAUCCUUAAUCAGCAACUGACAAACCACAUCAGGGAUACCCUGCCUAGCCUGCGGGCCAAGUUGCAGAGUCAACUCCUGUCUAUAGAAAAGGAGGUUGAGGAGUAUAAAAACUUUAGACCAGAUGAUCCAUCUCGCAAAACCAAGGCUCUCCUCCAAAUGGUGCAGCAGUUCUCUGUGGACUUUGAGAAGUGUAUAGAGGGCUCCGGGGACCAGAUCGAUACAGCUGAGCUGUCAGGUGGUGCCAGGAUCAACCGUAUCUUCCAUGAACGAUUCCCCUUUGAACUGGUCAAGAUGGAGUUUGAUGAGAAAGAACUCCGCAAGGAAAUCAGCUACGCUAUCAAGAACAUUCAUGGCAUCAGGACGGGGCUAUUUACCCCUGACCUGGCCUUUGAGGCCAUAGUGAAAAAGCAGAUCCAAAAGCUGAAGGAACCCACACUGAAGUGUAUAGAUAUGGUAGUGAGUGAACUCACCUUCACCAUACAGAAGUGUAGUCAAAAGUUAGCUCAGUAUCCCAUGCUGAGAGAGGAGAUGGAGAGAAUUGUCACUCAACACAUCAGAGACAGAGAAAACCGCACCAAAGAUCAGGUGUUGCUGCUGAUAGACAUCGAGUUGUCCUACAUGAACACCAAUCAUGAAGAUUUCAUAGGAUUUGCCAACGCUCAGCAGAGGAUCAACCAAAUAAGCAAGAAGAAGGCAGCUGGCAAUCAGGAUGAAAUCAUGGUUAUCAGGAAGGGGUGGCUGACCAUCAACAACAUCGGCAUCAUGAAGGGAGGAGCCAAGGAGUACUGGUUUGUCCUCACCGCUGAGUCUUUGUCCUGGUACAAGGAUGAUGAGGAGAAGGAGAAGAAGUACAUGCUGCAGGUGGACAACCUGAAACUGCGCGACGUGGAGAAGGGCUUCAUGUCCAGCAAGCAUAUUUUUGCUCUCUUCAACACUGAACAGAGAAAUGUGUAUAAGGACUACCGCCAGCUGGAGCUGGCCUGUGAGAGCCAGGAAGAUGUCGACGCAUGGAAGGCCUCCUUCCUCAGAGCUGGAGUUUACCCCGAACGUGUAACAGAGAAGGAAGGAAAGAGUGAUGGUGGUGAUGAAAAUGGUUCUGAAAACUUCAUGCACAGCAUGGAUCCUCAGCUGGAGCGGCAGGUGGAGACCAUUCGCAACCUGGUUGACUCCUACAUGGCCAUUGUGAACAAGACUGUGCGUGACUUGAUGCCGAAGACCAUUAUGCAUCUCAUGAUUAACAAUACAAAGGAGUUCAUUAACGCUGAGCUACUGGCCCAGUUGUACUCGUGCGGUGACCAGAACUCUCUGAUGGAGGAGUCUCAGGAGCAGGCGCAGCACCGUGAUGAGAUGCUAAGGAUGUACCAUGCCCUGCGAGAAGCCCUCAGCAUCAUUGGUGAUAUCAGCACGUCUACCGUGACCACUGCAAUGCCGCCACCUGUGGAUGACUCCUGGCUGCAGGUGCAACGGGGAGGCUCCGGAGGAAGGUCCCCAGCAACCAGUCCAACUCCAAACCGCAGAGCUCCUCCAGGACCCCCAGCCCGUCCAGGCUCUCGUGGACCACCACCUGGGCCUCCACCUGUUGGAGGACCCCCUGUACCGUCUCGCCCUGGGGCUUCUCCUGACCCCCACGGUGGGCCGCCACCCACUGUUCCCUCUCGGCCAAACCGCGCACCCCCAAGUGUGCCCAGAAUCACUGUCACUGACCAAUGAGGACUAACAUUCCUGUCGGAGACCCCCACCCUCUCCAACCCACUAGACCUCUGAGCUCCUCCCUCUUUCCUCCAUCUGUCUCUUCCUUCUCUGGAUGACAGACCCACAGACAACAGCGCCACCCUCUUGUCGUCUUCUGCCUCAUCUGACCUGUGCUGGCUCCCUUCUCCUGCCUCCUUAAAACAAGCCAUGUACCCCCCCUGAACCCCCACCUCACUCUCACACCUCUGUUUCACACAGAGAUGCAGAAUACUUGAAACACAUUUGCAUGACUUACGUAAAAAACAUGUUAUACCCUUUGAAUUUACCUGUAGGCACUAUGAAAUUGUAAGAAACAAAUGGGUUACACACAUGUAAGGUAUAUCCUAGCAAGAACAUGCAGAAUGUUUCUCCUCCUUUUUAUAAGAGGAACAAACAUUUGCUGAUUUAGCAUGAUGCUAUGCCUGAGCUUUCUAAUGGAUGUUCACUUAUUUUUCUCUCAACAUUUGGCAUAUUUUCUGAUUUAUUCACUGUGGUUUUAAAGAAAUACUUCAUCAGAAAAUGCAAGUUUUGCAUCAUAGGCACACCGUUUCCGACAUUCAGCCUGACGUGAAAAAUGUUUCACUUAGCAGCAAAACAAUGUCAAAAUAUCCAAAGAAAAUACUUCAGUUAAGAUCCUGAUCUACUGGAUACACGAGAGCUCAAAGAUUUUCAUUUUGUCUUCUUAUCUUAAUAUGUUUUUUUUUCAUUUCAGACAAUAGGUAUGUUACAACAUCCUAUUAUUGUCUGAAUAGAAAGAAAAAAACUCUUAUAUCAUCGGAUACAAGAGACUUGUACCUUAAUGCAUGUUCUGCUCUUUGUGAAGAAAUAUAAUUGAUCCAAGUCAUAUGUGAAGUAUUUCUUUAAGGAAGUUGAUGCAAGCUGAACUGAAACAGAAUCUGCAUCAUUAGAACUCAGUGUAUGGAGAUUUAUAACAGCUUUCAGGUUUUAAUCUGCCCAAAAAUCACUGGCGAGACAACACAUUUUAAUCUAAUUUAAACAGGUCUAGUUGGACUUGAGAACUCAACUUGUGAAAAGAAGACCUGUGCUGUUUAAACAUUGAAGAUUUUGGUUUAUCCCGCAGUUUUCAAGAUGGUUUAAUCAAAACCAGCAGUUUGAGAUCAAGAUAGACAUCUUGAUUCCUUCUAUUUGUCUCGCUUUAAUGAUUUUGGGGUCUUCUUUUUUAACCUUUCCCUCUGCCAAGUAAAGUAUUUUAUUUUCUUCUAUUUCACUAAAACAGCCGGCCAAACAAGGGUGGGCCCUCUCGCCCUGAGAGCCCCCUCCUGCCAUUCGACUCUUAGAAGAAACGCCUCCCAUCUCACUUUUACCUUCUCUCUUCUAAAACCAGCUACUGAUUUCUUACUGUUGCACAUCAACUAUUAAACAGACUGCACCAUCUGUCUGUAACUCACUCUUUCACUCACAUGAGGAAGGAGAGCAGGAAUGAAAUGAGGGAGGAGUAGAUCACCACCUCAAGCCUCUUCACUUUCAGACACCUGGAACCACCGGGGUUGCUGCUGCUCUUUAUUCUUCCUAUCCCCCUCGUUUGUCUCUUUUAGCAGGACAGGUGAUGGACUCUCUGGGUUGCUUUUUGCUUGUUGCAGCCCCCAGAAAAUCAUGCUCUAAUUAUUACAUCAACUUGUGUUUUAACUUUCUGAUUAACAUCUCUUUCUUACACAACUGUCACAGUCUCUGCUUCUAAUAUAAAAAAGGAAAACAAAACAAAACACUGCUCUCUACACUUUCGUAGAACCUAUGCAACAAAAAGAAUGGCAUUUUAUUUUUCUUCCCAUGGUAUUUUUCUCUCCUUUUUUCCUUCAUUACUGCUUCAUCUUUUGGAGGCCGUAUUUAAAUAUUGUAGAAAAUGGUAGAAGGUAAUCUGUGGAAGGCUGCUGCAUCCUCAUAACACAAGUAUCAGAGCAUAUUUAAACCUGAGGGGAAAGGAAAUUGUGGCCUGGGUGGAGCCCUGAGGCUGUUAGAUAGCUCCAAACAUCCUUUUUAUUCAGAUAAACUGAGGUGCCUAAUGGGGGACAGGUCAGCCUUGUGACUCCAAGGUUUGAUCACAUUAUGCAUCAAGUGUUUUGAUAUACAGACAGAAAAUCAUCCAGGCUGACGAUCUGCUAUUUCUUUUUUCUCUCUUGUUCUUUUCUUCCUUCUCUCAGUGGUCAUGGGGGUGAGUGAAUAUAUAACAACCCUAGUCUAUGCAUAAAACUAGCACACACUCCUUGUGUUUCAUCCUCGCAUUUCUGAGAUUUAGCCCAUCUUUUCACCCCUUUUUCUACCACUGAGCUCCUCAGUCAGUGUGAUGUGUUGUAUUUUGACCCCAAGCGCAGACCCACCUCCGUCAUGCACACAAAUUUUCUGUCAUUCAUUAUGUCGUUCUAGCCAUUUAAAGAUACAGGCCACUGACCCUUUGUGCACCUUUGCACUCCACAUCUGCAAAGCAAACACAGCAAGGCAUAUUUUACUUAUUUAUCAUCAAAUAGUUUAUUAUGGACAUAUCUUAAUGUUAUUCUGUAUAUGUGUGGUGCAUCUUAUCAGACUUGUACUCCCACUCUUUAGAGAAUUUAGUCUGCAAUGUAUGAAACUGUUAAAUAUUUAAAUUAUAAAUACUGGUAAACGAGUUCACGUGUAAUGGAAUAAUGUUUGAAAAGCUUACAAAAAAAAACAAUGUGAUGUAUAUGAAUGUUGGCAGGUUGUUUGAUACCUUUGCUUGUAGCAAAGAGGGUGUUUUUGUUUUCCUUGUCCCUCUGUGUUUAUAGAAGAGCAGGGAGGGACGGUGUGAGUGUGUGAACUCCUGCAGCAGCCAUGUCCUGCAUCUUGUUCAAACUGAUGUAAAGGAAACUUGAAAAUGAACCUGUGGGACUGUUGUGCUGUCAACACAUUAAAAACUUCAGUGUACUGUAA